Talaromyces marneffei is the source of this 1323-nucleotide messenger RNA. RefSeq lists its product as uncharacterized. The transcript has 2 exons. The record is from RefSeq and is a predicted model, not a curated record. NCBI's taxonomy places the organism in Eukaryota, Fungi, Ascomycota, Eurotiomycetes, Eurotiales, Trichocomaceae. Bases 1 to 1323 code for a protein of 440 amino acids. Gene Ontology annotation, cellular component: nucleus; Rpd3L-Expanded complex; Rpd3L complex. Gene Ontology annotation, biological process: regulation of DNA-templated transcription.
AUGGCGACGGAAGACUGCGCUACCGUACUUGAGCAGUUUAUUCACGAUGUCGCAAAUCUACCGGCCGAAAUCACGCAUUUGAUGGAAGAAAUCCACGCCAAAGACAAAACUAUCCAAGAAUAUCGCACGACAAUCAACUCUCGCGACAACAGCAUACAGAAAUUCAUCAAACUCAACGGUAGUCUUGCGCCAAACCCCAAGGAGGAGCAAUACAGCAAGACGAUUCUGCAAAACCUGGACCGUUGCCAAAGCCUGCAAGAUGAAAAGAUCCAUUUGAGUGAAAAGGCUUGUGUAUUGCUUGAUCGGCAGAUCAAGAAACUAGAUAUUAAAAUUCGGGAAUUGGUCAAGGAAGGGAUAUUAUCGAACGACCCACCUUUACCGUCGUUGUUGGAUAAUAAGAAUCAAUAUGCGGAGCUUCCAGCGGUGUUCAUGCAAGAUUUGGCAGCCGCAGCGGCAUCGACGUCUGAUACUUCGACUCCAUAUACACCCCUGAAUCCUACGUCUGGGAAUGCCGCGACGCCCGUAUCGGCUGCUCAACGAAUGAGUCAAUCUGCUUCCCGUGCAGCCAGCAUUAACCCACUAGCUGGUCACCACCAGACUCCCAGCAACCGUGGUUCUGCGCCCUCCACUCCGUCUGCAGCGGCUUUACAUCUCCAACAAAGACAACGGGAAUCAUCGGCGGGCGCAGUUGAUAGCAAACGAAGACGGCUGAAUGCGUCGCUUGGCACACUCCCCGCCGCACCUUCGAAUCUGCGUCAAUCAUCCUUAGGGCCCGGUACACCCAAGGCCGGAACACCAGUAGCAAGCCGUGCGGGAAGUGCAGGUCCUCGCGCAACUGGAAUAACCAAGAAAGCAGCUACCAAGAAAGUGGCGCCACAUCAACAAGUCAAGAAAAUCAAGGCCGGCAGCACUGCAAAAGUUAUCAAGCGCUCGUCUAGUGUCGGCAUGAAGACGAAGGGACACAAGAAAACGCCUUCUACUGGAGGUGCGGAUGAUGACGACGAUGACGAUGAUUCAAUGCUUAGUAGUGCCGAGGUUUCUGAAUCUGAGGGCGCGAGUGUCACGACUACUACACGACGGACGGGCGGACAUGGCCCGAAUACCAUGGCAGACUCUGACGAAGAGUUGGAUGAUGAUGAGGAUGAGGGCGGUGAAGAUACAAAGGUCUAUUGUACUUGUCGUAGUGUCAGCCAUGGAGACAUGGUGGCCUGUGAUAAUGAUAAUUGUCCGUAUGAGUGGUUCCAUUGGAAGUGUGUUGGUUUGACGAGGGAGCCAUUGGGGACUUGGUAUUGUGAUGAGUGUAGACGCAAUUUGGGUAAAUAG